GGACCGCCAAAGAAGGAUCAUCGGUGACUGAUUUUUCACCAGGAGGAUGCUGGCAGAACAAUCAAUUGAGCGAGCAAACUCGAGCCCCGAUGCAUGACUUUCUUCUCAGUAGGCAGGGGGCAUGGCACGGAUCAAUGAAUGAGGAGCGAUGGUGUCCCGAAAGCAUCGAUCCCCGAAUGAGCUUCAACUGAAGCUCGUCUGACCACCGUGCUCGAUCCCGCGGGCUGAAAAAAGUUCGCCUUGAUAAACGAUAUCAACUGCGACUGAUUCCGAGGCGUAGUGAAGAGCAGUGACCCAUGGCACAGAGCCACGGGGAAGGGUUGAUCGGGAUUUCAUCGUGAUGAGAAGUCAUCACCUUUGUUUAGGUGCGAGUCUGUUGCUCCAACGUGCGGACUUCGCAGGCGUCAGAUCAAUUCAUGACAGAUGGCAAUCAAGGGCAAUUCAAUCCAGCUUUCGCGAUCACGUGGGAAAUGAAUAAGGCAUCCGGUGGGCCGGGUGCGACCUGACUCGGAUCUGAGAGUCGCCGGCAUGAUCAGGUCCUGCACGGGCAAAGAUGCCCUCUGUUCUCCACCAUAAAAGCGGGCUGGAUGGCCUGCUGAGUGCUCGCCGCCAUCCACAUUCCCAUCAUGCGCUUUGCCUGUCUCGUCCCUCUCUUUUUCGCCGCUGCUGCCCAAGCCAUUGACUUCCGCGAGCCGUACCGGAUCCCCGCGGAGGACACUAUGGUCGAGUUCACCAAUGCGUUCGACAACGCAUGCGCCACUUGGCCCGCUGCAAUCUCGGAGGGGCUCACCUUUUCCCGCUCCUUCGUCCAUGCGGGUAACUUCAACGGCUCAGAUCCAGAUACUAUUGCGUUGAUCUUCUGCACUUGGGCUAAGAACGGCGUCAGCACGGCGUUCACGGAUGACGUCGCCGCUUCGCUUGGGGCCACACAUCUGCUCUAAUACCGUACAACAGAUGUGCAUUGCUUUAUACACACGCU
This is a messenger RNA of Mycena citricolor, 979 nucleotides long. NCBI's taxonomy places the organism in Eukaryota, Fungi, Basidiomycota, Agaricomycetes, Agaricales, Mycenaceae. The record is from the annotation of a GenBank genome assembly.